AUGAACCCUGCAGACAUCCCUGAUGUGGUCCUGGUGAAGAAGAGCUACGGAGACAAGGUCAAGAGGUCGAAACAGAGGAACUGGCAGCUGCAGAUGAUGGACCGGGAGAUGGAUGUUACCGUGGCGACGACCAAUGAGAAGGGGGCAGAGGAGGACUACGAGGAGUUCCUGGAGGACCUGGAGGAAGACACGAUCUACCGCAAGAACGUCAACAUCUUCUUCAAUCCAGGACACCAGACAGUGGCAGUCGGGGACAGUGAUGUCAGUGAAGAUGUUCCAAGAGUAGGUCUGGAAGAAAUGCUCCAGGAAAUGACCAUUAAUGACAGGAUAGACUAAUUAUAAUACCUAAUUUCCUCGAUUCAGUUGAAAGAUCCAUUUUUGUGAGAGUAUUAUACAAGCAAGUCCAUAGAGUGUGAUCUUUAACUGCUUACAUGUAUUCUGCGCAGUGUUUUAUGUAACAACAUGGGAUGUAUGAACAUAAUCACACACAGACAUCAUAGCUAAAUGUAAAAUUUAUAAUGUGAUACAAUAUUUUGUUCAUGUGUCAACCAACGAAGUUAGGUAGCAAGGUGAAGGAAAACAAAUCAACUGCAUGCAUGCAUGUGUCAGAACAACAAAGUCAAAGCAAAGGCAAACGACACAAAGUCUCUGUGAGUAAAGUUCAGUCCGGCAGAGAAGAGGUGAA
Geodia barretti is the source of this 685-nucleotide messenger RNA. The record is from the annotation of a GenBank genome assembly. Lineage: Eukaryota; Metazoa; Porifera; Demospongiae; Tetractinellida; Geodiidae.